Mya arenaria is the source of this 3522-nucleotide messenger RNA. Its product is annotated as vacuolar protein sorting-associated protein 18 homolog. The transcript is spliced from 29 exons. Gene Ontology annotation, biological process: endosome organization; lysosome organization; endosome to lysosome transport. The coding region runs from base 65 to 3010 and encodes 981 amino acids. Gene Ontology annotation, molecular function: protein-macromolecule adaptor activity. Gene Ontology annotation, cellular component: HOPS complex; endosome. The record is from RefSeq and is a predicted model, not a curated record. Lineage: Eukaryota; Metazoa; Mollusca; Bivalvia; Myida; Myidae.
UAUCCCCGAAACUGUUGUCUGCUGCGUACUUCCUGAAAGGGUAUUUUUUGAUAUUUUAUCAAGAAUGGCAUCUAUUCUUGACCAGUAUGAGCAUGAGCAGGCAUCAUACACUACACCAAAAUCACGAACUAUUCCGGAACCACUGGGUCCAGGUAUCUUUGAUGUUCGCUUGGGAGACACAGAGGUUCCAAUCUUCAGCAAGAGCAAGAUAAAUUUUAAGCCAGAUGAGCCGAUCACCCAUCUUGUGGUGUGUAACAACUUCCUGGUACUGGUCAUGAACCAUGGUGUCCUCAUGCGCCUAGAUCUGGAACAUGCUGAUGACACAGACCGGGUUGAACUCUUCAAGCCAGGAGAGGAGAGAGUCCACCGAAUGUUCCUUGACCCGACUGGCCGACAUCUCAUAAUUAGUCUGGAGUCACAGGAGAACCUCUACCUGUCACGCAACUCUAAGAAACCCAAGCCAAUUGCAAAACUAAAGGGUCACCAUAUAGACAGUGUGGGGUGGAACUGGCAGAAUGCCAAUGAGAACACCACAGGGGCCAUCCUCCUGGGAACCAGUAAAGGGCUGAUAUUUGAGACUGAGUUAUCGGCCAAUGAGGAGAGUCGUUUCUGGCAAGGAAACCUGGACCAGUACCUCAGACAGUUAUUCAACUUGCGAGGAGCAAAUAUUGAGCCAAUCACAGGGAUAGAGUUUGACCGGAUGCCUUCUGAUUCGAUGACAGAGUACCAGUACUACAUCCUCGUCACCACACCAGGGAAGCUGUACCAGUUCAUCGGCACCGUUUCCAAGUCAGCAGAACCUCCGAUGUUCCAGCAUCUCUUUCAGCAGUUUGAGGAACAAAACAAAGUUGAGUUCACAGAGCUGCCAGGAGACUUUGGCUACAGCGAGUUCCGUCUAUACCUUAAGUUCCGGGAACCGGCGAGGAAGUUUGCCUGGAUGGCAGGUCCUGGUGUCUACUAUGGUGACAUAGACACAUCAGGCAAGCUGGGUCCAUACACAGUCACAACCAACCAGAUGUUGAUGCGCUACCCAAAGGACGGGGAGGAAAGGACGGCCAAUUAUCCGUUCAGUAUGGUCCUAACAGAGUUCCAUACACUUCUGCUCUUCCCCGACAGGCUGAAGGCUUUCUGUCUCCUGAAUGAACAACAGAUUUAUGAUGAUCAUUACUCAGAUAGGUUUGGUCGUCUGCUUGGACUGUGGAAAGAUCCGCUAAAGGGAACCAUCUGGGUGUACACCUCACAGAAUGUCUUCAAGUACAAGGUCACCAACGAAGCCAGGGAUGUAUGGCAGAUGUACCUAGACCGUGGGGAGUUUGAGCUUGCCAAGCAGUACUGCAAGGACAACCCAAUACAGAGAGAUAGAGUACUGACAAAACAGGCUGAAUUUCUAUUUAAUGAAAGAAGGUAUCUUGAGGCUGCAGAGAUGUAUGCUCAGACAGAGAACUCAUUUGAAGAGAUAGCCUUGAAGUUUAUAAGAUUAGAUGACAGGGAUGCCUUGAGAAGACUACUACAUAAGAAGUUGGAAUCUUUGAAAAACCAAGACAAAACCCAGAUGACAAUGUUGGUGACAUGGCUGAUAGAGAUCUACUUGAACCAGCUUGGGCAGCUGAAGGAGCAGCAGUUAGAGUCCAGUCCCCGCUUCAGGCAACUGCAGCAGGAGUUUCAGGGCUUCCUCAAACAGACCAGGGUCAAGGAGUGUGUCCAGCACAACAAACAUGUGGUGUACGAUCUCAUCUCAAGCCACGGGGACGUUGUCGACUUUGUCUUCUUCGCCAUUCUAAUGCAGGACUAUGAGAAAGUGAUCAGCCAUUACAUCCAGUAUGACAACUACAGAGGAGCUCUCGAAAUACUCAACAAACAGUCUGAGAUGAACCUGUUCUACAAGUUUUCCCCGCUGCUAAUCCAGUACGUUCCCAAGGAGACAGUCACAGCCUGGAUCAAACAAGGACAAAACCUCGACCCCAAAAAACUGAUACCUGCCCUCGUACAAUAUGACCACAACAAGUACAAAGAACAGGGUAGUGAGGUUAUACGGUACCUGGAGUUCUGUAUCGAGAGCCUGCACAACAGGGAUGAGGCUAUACACAACUACCUGAUCUCCCUGUACGCCAAACUACAGCCAGAUAAACUGAUGGGAUACCUCCUUAAACAGGACCAGGAGGAGGCUGAGCGGGGCCAUGAGCUGUCUUACGACCUGAAGUAUGCCCUGCGACUCUGCUCUGAGUACAGUCACAAAGCUGAGUGUGUCCACAUCUAUUCCCGCAUGAAACUGUAUGAGGAGGCUGUAGACCUCGCACUAACAUUUGAUGUUGAACUGGCAAAAAUGGAGGCGAACAAGCCAGAGGAGGAGGAUGUGGAGCUAAAGAAGAAACUCUGGCUCAGGAUAGCGCGUCAUGUGGUAGAGGAGGAGAAGGAUGUUAAGCGAGCCAUGGAGUUCCUACAUGAGUGUGACCUAUUGAAGAUUGAGGACAUUUUGCCUUUCUUCCCAGACUUUGUCACCAUCGACCACUUCAAGGAUGCGAUCGUUACAUCCCUUGAGAAGUACAACCAACACAUCGCCACGCUGGAGGACGAGAUGAAGGAGGCAACCGGAAGUGCCGAGGAGAUUCGCAAGGAAAUACAGGGAUUCAGAAACAAGUACGCCCAUGUGAAGGCUUUAGACAAGUGCUCCAAGUGUGGCUUCCCCUUGAUGACACGGGCGUUCUACCUGUUCCCAUGCCAGCACAAGUUCCACUCAGACUGCCUUAUUGACGAGAUCCUGCCAAACUUGUCUGGGGCAAAGAUUGGGGCUCGUGUCAAGGAACUGCAGAAGAAACUGGCAGAGCGUGAUGAUCGGUCCAGCAGUGUGGUCGGCAAACAGGAUACCACCGCACUCUCAUCCAAGUUUACAGCAAAGGCUGAACUGGAUGAUUUAGUAGCGUCCGAAUGUAUUUACUGUGGGAUUUACAUGAUCAGGAGUAUAGACAAAGCGUUCAUUGAAGAUGGGGAGGAUGAACAGGGUUGGCUGUAACCUUGCAUGUACAUUGCUGCUGUGUGGUUCUAGUGCUAACAGGUGCGACAGAGAAUGACAGAUACAGUGUGCUUAAAGAAAAUAUGAUAUAUGUUUGUGAUAUGUGUCUUGAAUGAUUAUUUUGUUAGUUAUGUUCAUACUGCAUGUGGUAAAGUUAUUAUAUGUGUUUGUAUUGGCCAUAGAACAUUUAAGUUUCAUUGAGAAGUGCAAGAACAAUUUAUAAAAAAAUGUUUAGAGUCAUGAUUUAUAUGUGUAUAUCACUACAUUCCUACCAUGAUCGCUGUGCAGACAAGCUCUGUCCAAGAUGCCCAGUAGUCUUUGGACUGUUUGUAUGAAUAUAUUGAAUGUGAAGUACAUGUGCUGCUAAGAAUUGAUUUUAUAUGUAGUUAGCAGGUGUAAUAUGCUUGCUCACAAUUAAAGAAGUAUGUGCAAUAUUGUAGAAAAUUAAUUAUGAUGAUGAUUUUCUUGUUGAAGUAUAUGUUUUAAUUAUAAAGAAAUAAAUAUAAAAUAAA